Peronospora matthiolae is the source of this 912-nucleotide messenger RNA. The record is from the annotation of a GenBank genome assembly. NCBI's taxonomy places the organism in Eukaryota, Oomycota, Peronosporomycetes, Peronosporales, Peronosporaceae.
AUGUUUGCGCUCCGCCGCCUCGCGCUCGCGCCUCCCCGCGCCUCGUCUCCUCCUCCUCACCUUCGCGCCUUCGCUUCUGCCCCAAAGAAGCGGCUCACAUGGCGUCAAAAAGCCAAACUGGACGAGCGUCGCCGCCAUCCGCCAGCGCCCCGUCAACCGCGGCGUCAAAACUCCCGUCGUCCAAAUUUUCUCAUCUCGCCGCCUUUGGACGACGGUAGAAACUGGCGGAUCUUAAGUGCUGGCAUCGUCGAGCGUCUGGCUAUCAUUCAGCCGGAUGUGGGCGACUGGGAGAUGGACUUUGAGGUCCUGCAGCACGAAAAGGCGCUGCGGGAGGACCAGCGACUGGAGGACGGAUUCUGGUUCAUGGAGCCCGGGGCGCGCCAUGUGACGCCCGAGGAAGUGCCGGGGCCGGACGAACAAGACGAUCCGGACGAGUUGGUGGGGGCGGGUUUCCACUUGGCGCCCCGGGAGACCGAGGACGAUGCGAUGAACAAUCGCAAGUCGCUGAAUCGAGCGCUGAAGGGGCGUGUGUUUUUGCUGGUGAAGCGCAGCGAGGGGGAGAUGGAGGACGAGAAGAGCGUCAAGUAUUCCUGGUUCUUUCCUGUGGGAGCGAAGAUGGACGGCGAGAAGAUGCGGGAUGCUGCCAAUCGACACGUUCAUGAGACGGUGGGCGACGAGAUGAGGACGGCGCCAAUGGGGUUUGGACCCAUGGGGUACGUCAAGUACCUGCACGAGGAGAAGGAGGCGGUGGAUGGCACGAAAGUGUUUUUCUACAAGUCGCAGCUUCUGGGUGGCGAGGUCGCGCUGAAUCAGGACAAGGCGGUAGACUACGUAUGGGUCACGCGAGAUGAAUUGGCCGAGUACUUGGACCCGGAGAUUGCAGACUACAUUUACAAGAUCGUGCCGCCGUAA